Lentinula edodes (shiitake mushroom) is the source of this 1146-nucleotide messenger RNA. RefSeq lists its product as uncharacterized. Bases 109 to 843 code for a protein of 244 amino acids. The transcript has 6 exons. NCBI's taxonomy places the organism in Eukaryota, Fungi, Basidiomycota, Agaricomycetes, Agaricales, Omphalotaceae. The record is from RefSeq and is a predicted model, not a curated record.
CACGAGUUUCACGUCCCCCCAACUCUUGCUCUCUUUGAGAUCUCCUCCUUUGAACCUGUAUAUCCUUCGAAACUUAUUUUUUUUUAACGAACCGUAUCUUCAAGUUCCAUGUCAACCUUGGUGGAACGAGAUAUGUCCGGAUAUCACAGCAACUCGGAGUUCACUGGCGUGAGAGCUCCACGCAAGCCUCUCUUGAAGAACGUAGCUCUUCCAGCGAAUAGUCCGAUAAAUUCGCCGACUGUGUCAAGCUUUCCCCGUAGUAAUGAAUCGACAAGAACUUCACGAUUCCCUUGGGUAUCAGCACAUCUGCUCUCUCGAUCGCAAACCCCUGCUCCCCCGCCGACUCGCCGUCCGAAUCCCUCUUUCCAUGAAGUCGCGACUCCAGCACCAGGUACAAGUCCACACACAUACCAGGACCAUAGGUCCUCUUCCAGAACGAGAAAGACGUCUGUAUCGAGCAAUAUUUCAGAUCGUUCCAAUGUGAUGGCGCCUUUGAAAGGCAUCCUCAAGAAGACCGGUUCCUCUUCGAGAUCUUCUACUCCAGCUCCUACGGCUAGAAAAGGCCAUGUUCCUCCUACGAAUCCUGAGCCUACAAUGCAUGCGAUAUCGACUUCAUCGGGUGAAUCAGCUUCUGGUCACCGCUAUCAUCAUCGUCGAACUGAUAGCAAAACAUCGUCCAGCUCAUCCUCUAAAAUGGAUGGAUACUCAAGUGACUCGCAUAUGUUGUGGAAACGAAAGGUAUCCCAUGAUGGGGAUGGUGAGCCUAGUCUUGAAACUGUGAUCUUUAUUCGCCCAACUUGUUGCUCUUGUUCCUACAGAUUCAAGGCCGAGUUACGCGGGUGACGGAAAGCCUUUAGGCGGUUAUCGGAAAGCUACGCCGUCUGCAGUCCCGAUGAAAGCUGAAGCCAUCGCAUUGAACUGGCCUUUGAGAGAGCCAGAUCGGAGUCCACGCAAGCAGAGAAUAAGCAUCUGCUUUGAUGUCGCUUUCGACCCAAGGGCGAGCAAGGGAGUGACUGUACCCUACGAUAUCGAUAUCGCUCACAGAAGAGACAUGUCACACACCGACAUACGAUUGCCCGCGUCGACGCACUGUAUUCUCACUGAAAUGCGAAUUUUUAUAGACUCUGAAGAGUUCAGAUGUUGGCC